This is a messenger RNA of Pochonia chlamydosporia 170, 1521 nucleotides long. RefSeq names its product ThiF domain-containing protein. Bases 1 to 1521 code for a protein of 506 amino acids. The record is from RefSeq and is a predicted model, not a curated record. The transcript has a single exon. Gene Ontology annotation, cellular component: mitochondrial outer membrane. Gene Ontology annotation, molecular function: tRNA threonylcarbamoyladenosine dehydratase activity; ubiquitin-like modifier activating enzyme activity. Gene Ontology annotation, biological process: cyclic threonylcarbamoyladenosine biosynthetic process. NCBI's taxonomy places the organism in Eukaryota, Fungi, Ascomycota, Sordariomycetes, Hypocreales, Clavicipitaceae.
AUGGCUUCUUUUCUUUCUGAUACAUUUUCAAACCCGCGAUUUCAGCUUAUUGCCACAGCUGUGCUGUCAGGCGCAACUGCUGCGUCACUCAUACUUGGGUAUCAAGCAUUGGAGCGAGAAGAGAGACUUUCCGAGCUCAAAAGUUCUAUUCCCUCGCUGGGGGAUGGUGCUCACCAUAUCAAAAAACUGAAUGACUUUGGCGCGUCUUCAGAAUCAGCAGCUGACAAGGAGGAUGCACGCAAUCAAGCACUCGCGAGGAGGGCACAAGCAGGAGAUUUUGAUGAAGAGCUGAUCCUCGAACAACUGGCACGGAACAGAGUCUUUCUCACUCUUGAGGGACUCGCAAAGCUACGUGAUUCAUUUGUCAUUGUGGUAGGCUGCGGCGGUGUUGGAUCGCACUGCACUGCGUCACUUGCACGCUCAGGCGUUUCUAAGAUUCGACUGAUUGACUUUGAUCAAGUCACCCUCAGCUCUCUGAACAGACAUGCCGUUGCUACAUUGGCAGAUGUCGGCAUUCCCAAGGUCUACUGCCUUCAACGACGGUUGAUCGCCAUUGCUCCCUGGGUGAAAUUUGAUCUUCAACAAGAGAAAUUUGAUGGAUCCGUGGCAUCACAGAUGUUGGGUGCUUGGGGAGAUGGACGACAGCCUGACUUCAUUGUUGAUGCCAUCGACAAUAUCGAUACUAAAGUUGAGCUUUUGAAGUACUGUUACGAUCACAAACUGCCAGUAAUUAGCGCAAUGGGGGCCGGCUGCAAAAGUGAUCCGACGAGAAUUGUCAUCGGGGACAUUGGAUCGAGUCGAGACGAUGGGCUAUCACGGGCAACCAGGCGGCGUCUCAAGCUGCUGGGCAUCACUAGCGGCAUCCCGGCAGUCUAUUCAACCGAACAGUCCGGGGAAGGCAAGGCCGAGUUGCUGCCGCUUCCCGAUGAGGAGUUUCAAAAGGGUUCCGUCGGUGACCUUGGUGUGAUGCCCAACUUCAGAGUCAGAAUACUUCCAGUGCUGGGUACUAUGCCUGCUAUUUUUGGACUCACGACAGCAAACCAUGUCAUCUUAAGUAUCACGGGCUAUCCGCUAGACUAUGCUCCUGCCAAAGGCCGAGAGAAAAUGUACGAGGGAAUGAUGACGUAUGUUCAAGGCUCUGAAGACAGACUUGCUCGAAUCUUGGGUUUGGACUCGGUUGGCUUAAAGACUCCUCUUACAUCCGGAGAUGUUGCCUUUUUGGCAGAAGAGUUAUAUCACGGGCGUAGUGCCGUCAGUGGUAUAUCGACAAAACUUGUACUGGCGCGAUGGCAGAGACCGCACAGUACAAACAUGAGUGUCAUUGGGGAGGGUAAAGAUGUACAGAAAUGCUCUACUGUGCGACUACGAGAUCUUGUGUGUAUGACCAAGGAAGAAGCAACAAGACAUGAGAAGGAGAUCUUCAAGGCGGGCAAGGCUCUGAACGACGUGUACGAUACGGAAACGAUUGAAAGGAUUGAAGCGAAGUUGGCAGUGGCUGCCAAGUACGAACAAUAUAGAUAG